Messenger RNA from Cucumis melo (muskmelon), 1199 nucleotides. Its product is annotated as chlorophyll a-b binding protein 13, chloroplastic. Bases 245 to 1039 code for a protein of 264 amino acids. The record is from RefSeq and is a predicted model, not a curated record. Lineage: Eukaryota; Viridiplantae; Streptophyta; Magnoliopsida; Cucurbitales; Cucurbitaceae. Gene Ontology annotation, biological process: photosynthesis, light harvesting in photosystem I; response to light stimulus. The transcript has 3 exons. Gene Ontology annotation, cellular component: chloroplast thylakoid membrane; plastoglobule; chloroplast envelope.
AGAUAAAAUGUGGAUAGAAAGAGAUGAGUUGUAGAUGCAAAAAAAUCUUUAGAAACAAUAUGAUUGGCUAACUAAGCCCUCUCAUUACCCCACAAAAUUUCUCAUAUCUUUCACUCUUCACCACUCAUCUCCUCGUUUCCUCAUAAUAUUCCCCCACUUCCACUCUCUCUCACACAAUCUCCAACACUACUGCCCAUUCCUCUGUUCUUUCUCUCUACUCUCAACCACAGAGCUUCAAGUACCCAUGGCCUCCACCGCCACCUCCGCCACCCUCCUCCGGGCCACCCCUUUUCUCGGCCAGACCAGAGGCUCUCCUCAAAACCCCCUCAGAGAUUUCGUCGCCAUGGGAACUGGAAAAUACACCAUGGGAAAUGAUUUGUGGUAUGGACCCGACAGAGUUAAGUACUUGGGGCCGUUUUCAGCCCAGACUCCAUCGUACUUGAACGGUGAGUUCCCUGGUGAUUAUGGAUGGGACACUGCUGGCUUGUCCGCCGAUCCCGAGGCCUUCGCCAAAAACCGAGCUCUUGAGGUAAUCCACGGGAGGUGGGCGAUGUUGGGUGCAUUGGGUUGCAUAACACCCGAAGUCUUAGAAAAGUGGCUUAAAGUGGACUUCAAGGAGCCAGUAUGGUUCAAGGCAGGAGCCCAAAUCUUCACAGAAGGAGGUCUAGACUACCUAGGCAACCCCAACUUGGUCCACGCCCAAAGCAUUCUAGCCGUGUUGGGGUUCCAAGUCGUCCUCAUGGGUCUAGUAGAAGGGUUCCGCAUCAACGGUCUCGAUGGCGUCGGCGAGGGCAACGACCUCUACCCAGGCGGUCAAUACUUUGACCCACUCGGACUGGCUGAUGACCCUGUCACCUUCGCGGAGCUCAAGGUGAAGGAGAUCAAGAAUGGACGUCUUGCCAUGUUUUCUAUGUUUGGAUUCUUCGUUCAAGCGAUUGUGACAGGAAAGGGUCCUCUUGAGAACCUUCUUGACCACCUUGAUAACCCAGUGGCUAACAAUGCUUGGGUUUAUGCCACCAAGUUUGCUCCUGGCUCAUAAGUAUAUCACGGUAAUUACUGAAAUUGAACAAGUUUGUUUGUUUGUUGUGUAAAUUGUCUGUAGUUCUCUGGGUGUUCUUUUUGGUGUGGAUGGAUGUGAUUAUAAUUAGAUGGCUGAGUAUUAAAGUGGAUCAAUGGAAAUCAAUUCUCACUUGAUCAAA